This is a messenger RNA of Malaclemys terrapin pileata, 903 nucleotides long. Its product is annotated as tryptase-like. Gene Ontology annotation, biological process: proteolysis. The transcript has 5 exons. Lineage: Eukaryota; Metazoa; Chordata; Testudines; Emydidae. The coding region runs from base 1 to 903 and encodes 300 amino acids. The record is from RefSeq and is a predicted model, not a curated record. Gene Ontology annotation, molecular function: serine-type endopeptidase activity.
AUGGACCGGACCGACUCCCAGGAUGCCUUGGGAGGGUCUGGACGCUCCUUCAGGAGGCUGCCCCCAGGGGUGCUCCAGCCCCGGCGCACCCAAGAGUUGGCACCUGUGGCUGAGACCCUCACACUGUUGCCUACUGAGUGUCCAACAGGGAAGCUGUACCAGGGCAAGGGCUCUAUCCCUGUCUCUGCCUAUCACAUGAACCUGGGGGAGUACCAGCUCUCCAACCCCUCCCCCACCCGGAUCUCAUCCCCCGUGAGUCGCAUCGUCAGGCACCCCGACUACAAUGAGAACACGGGCGUCGCCGACAUCGUCCUGGUGCAGCUGACGGAACCUGUCAACUUCAGGGACACCAUCCGCCCCAUCUCCCUGCCGGGCCCCUCCACCCAGUUCCCAGCAAGAGAACAGUGCUGGGUCACGGGCUGGGGCCUCAUCGGAUGGGGCUGUGGAGACAUGCUUCCACCGCCCCAGACACUUCAGGUGUUGCGGGUUCCUCUCAUCAACUCGUCAACCUGCAGAGAACACUUUCGGGACUGCAAACAUCGGAUCCAAGAUGACAUGCUGUGCGCUGGGUCUGAAGUCAAUCGCGAUAGCUGCAAGGGUGACUCUGGGGGGCCUCUGGUCUGUCCAAGGAAUGGCAACUUCCUCUUGGCUGGAAUCGUCAGCUGGGGGAUUAAGUGCACAGUCUCCACACCCGUCCCACCAGGGGUGCACAUCCGGGUCCCAGUCUAUGUCAACUGGAUCCAGAAUGUCACGGGUGACACUGGCCUCUCGAUCGUCUCUCCUGCCGUACCCAGGGCCGGUACUACCCCACUGGGGUCCCUCAGCAAUGGCUUAGUCUGCUCAUGCCUAGUGCCGGCUCUGGCUGUACUGGUCCUUGCUGGGCUCCUGCUGACGGCCCUGUGA